CCUGCUUUAUCUCAAGCUCAGGUUAAAGAAGUUUAAAGACUGAAUGGACGGAUAGUUGCUAAAUCAAUUAGAGCAGAACUCAGAGCUUCCUUUCAUCUUAUUAAUCCCCUUCACCUCUCUUUGUAAAGAAAAAGAAGGGCUUGUCCUCUUCCUUGAAUGUGAAGUCUCUACUUUGAAGAUGCUUGAUUUGCUAAACCCAUACACACCUGAAGUUUCUGAGAUUCCUCUUCCUUUCCCUUGCUUUUCUGUUAAAUUCAUGCUCAGCGAAGCACUUGAACGCUUCUCCUCUCUGAAUUCGUCCAAACCCAGGUUCUGAAAAUUGAUCUUUACCAGAAAGAAUUCUAAAAGAAAUGCCCCCUUUGUUUGUUUUGGCACUGUUGUCCCUUCUGGGCACCUGCUCAUCUUCUUCUCUUCUCAGUGAUGCUAUUGUUCUAGCCUCACUGAAAAAAGGAUUCGAGUUCUCUAGUAUAGCAUUAAGCAGUUGGGACGUCUCGAAUCCAAGCUCGGUCUGUCGAUGGCUUGGAGUCCUGUGUGAGAAGGACAGGGUAGUUGCACUAGAUUUAACAGACUUGAAUCUCUAUGGUUCCAUUUCGCCAUUGAUUUCCAGUCUAGAUCGGCUUGUUAACCUCUCUCUCGCAGGAAACAACUUCACAGGCAAGAUUGAGAUCAGUAAUUUAACUAGUCUCCGGACUCUCAACAUCUCAAACAAUCAGUUCAUUGGCGGCUUAGAUUGGGAUUACUCAAGCUUGGCAAACUUGGAGGUGUUUGAUGCUUACAACAACAAUUUCACUGCUCUUCUCCCACUUGGCAUUCUAAGAUGCAAGAAACUCAAGUACCUAGACCUUGGUGGGAAUUUUUUCCAUGGAGAAAUCCCUGCAAGCUACGGCAAUCUGAUUGGGUUGGAAUACCUAUCACUUUCAGGAAAUGACCUCCAUGGAAAGAUUCCAGGUGAGUUGGGCAAUCUCACAAACAUAAAACAGCUUUACUUGGGCUAUUACAAUAUUUUUGAAGGUGGGAUUCCAGUAGAGCUCGGUAAUUUGAUAAAUCUAGUUCAUUUGGAUCUUUCCAGCUGUGAGCUAGAUGGACAAAUUCCAACCCAAUUAGGAAAUUUAAGGUUUCUCAACACCCUCUUUCUUCAUGCCAAUCUCCUAUCAGGUUCGAUUCCACGUCAGUUGGGCAACCUGACGAAUUUGGUGUUUCUUGAUCUUUCCAACAAUGCACUCACAGGAGAGAUCCCAUUUGAUUUCGCCAACCUGAGAGAGCUGAGUCUUCUGAACCUGUUCAUGAACAGGUUACAUGGGUCUAUCCCCGAUUUCAUUGCGGACUUGCCGAAUUUGGACACACUAGCUCUUUGGAUGAACAAUUUCACUGGUGUGAUUCCUGAGAAACUCGGCCAAAAUGGGAAACUUCAAGUGCUCGAUCUGUCCACCAAUAAGCUCACUGGAACCAUCCCUCGAGGCCUCUGUUCCAGGAAUCAGCUCAGGAUACUGAUACUCCUGAAAAAUUUUCUCUUCGGCCAGAUCCCAGAAGACUUGGGGACAUGUUGGAGCCUCACCAGAGUAAGGUUGGGGCAAAAUUACUUGAAUGGUAGCAUUCCCACUGGCUUCCUAUACUUACCUGAGAUCAAUUUAGCAGAGUUACAGGACAACUAUCUAUCAGGAACUUUAUCAGAGAACACGAACAGUAGCUCCAUGCCAACUAAAUUGGGUCAGUUGAACCUGUCUAACAAUCUUCUUUCAGGGCCUCUACCGUCUUCCAUUUCAAAUUUCUCUUCCCUCCAAAUCCUGUUACUCAGUGGAAACCAAUUCUCAGGUCCAAUCCCAUCAUUUGGGGACGUCUGCCAGGUUCUGAAAGUUGACCUCAGUCAGAACACACUCUCCCACCAAAUCCCACCAGAGAUUGGAAAAUGUUCUCAUCUAACCUAUCUAGACCUCAGUCAGAACAACCUCUCUGGCCCCAUCCCACCUGAAAUUUCCAGUAUUAAUUUCUUGAAUUAUUUGAACCUGUCAAGGAAUCACCUCAAUCACACCAUACCCAAGUCGAUUGGGACCAUGAAGAGCUUAACCGUUGCAGAUUUCUCCUUCAAUGAUUUCUCAGGUAAGGUACCAGAAUUUGGACAGUUUCUGUACUUCAAGUCCUCUGCAUUUGCUGGCAACCCCCGACUCUGUGGCUCUCUCCUCAACAACCCGUGCAAUUAUACUACAAUCAUGAUCAAACCCGGGAAAGCCCCUAGCGAUUUCAAACUCAUCUUUGCUCUUGCGCUUCUGAUAUGCUCCCUGGUGUUUGCCACCGCAGCGAUUAUCAAGGCCAAAUCAUUCAAGAGACGCAGUUCACAUACAUGGAAGAUGACUGCAUUCCAGAAACUGGAAUUCACAGUCUCUGAUGUGCUAGAAUGCAUGAAAGACAGCAAUGUGAUAGGACGGGGAGGAGCUGGGAUUGUAUAUCUGGGUAAGAUGCCAAACGGAGAGGAAAUUGCAGUGAAGAAACUGCUAGGACUGGGCAAUGCCAGCCAUGACCAUGGAUUCAGGGCUGAAAUUCAAACACUAGGCAAUAUUCGACACAGAAACAUAGUGAGAUUGUUAGCUUUCUGUUCGAAUUCAGAGACCAACUUAUUGGUAUACGAAUACAUGAGGAAUGGAAGCUUGGGAGAGGCUCUUCAUGGGAAGAGAGGAGGCUUCUUGGGUUGGAAUGUGAGGUACAAGAUAGCCAUUGAAGCUGCCAAGGGUCUGUGCUAUCUACACCAUGACUGUUCUCCUCUUAUAGUCCAUAGAGAUGUCAAAUCUAACAACAUUCUUUUGAAUUCGAGCUUUGAAGCCCAUGUUGCUGAUUUUGGUUUGGCUAAGUUCUUGGUCGACGGUGGUGCAUCCGAAUGCAUGUCAGCAAUUGCGGGCUCUUACGGCUACAUUGCUCCUGAAUAUGCCUACACCCUCAAGGUUGAUGAAAAGAGUGAUGUCUAUAGCUUUGGAGUUGUCCUUCUCGAGCUCAUCACCGGGCGUCGGCCGGUGGGUGAUUUUGAGGAAGGUGUGGAUAUAGUCCAAUGGGCCAAGAGGUCAACCAAUUGCAGAAAAGAAGAAGUCAUUCGGAUCAUUGAUCCAAGAUUAACAGGAGUUCCAAUCGAUGAAGCGAUGCAUGUCUUCUUCAUUGCCAUGCUAUGCGUUCAGGAGAACAGCGUCGAACGACCAACAAUGAGAGAGGUGGUGCAAAUGCUGUCGGAGUUCUUGCACCAUAUUAUCCAGUAUCAAUCUUCUUCUCCUGUCCCUCUGCAACCAAAUAACCCUGAGAAGGAGAAAGAGUUCUCUAAGAUCCCACCUGAUCUCUUGAUUUAAGAAACUUGAAUUUCAAAGCAUUGAAGAUUAGUUACACUUAUUCUGCCUUCAGAAAGGGCUUGGUUUUAUUAUAGCCUUGCAAAGUUGCAAAAUCCUCAACCUGAAAUUUCUUGAUAAGUCUACCUUUUUUCCUUGUUGAAGUCUAUCUAUUGGAGAUAUGCUGGCCAAAAAGAUGUGGGAAUAAUUGGUUGGUGGUGGGGAAUAGUUCCAACUUGUUAAGGGAGAAUUUCUAUUUCAAGCUGUGGGCCUGCAGACCUAAUGGGUCAUGCAUGAUCUUUGUAUCAUAAUAUAAUAUAUACACAUUUUAUCAAUGGCUUUGUACCUCAUUUCAUUUUC
This is a messenger RNA of Nelumbo nucifera (sacred lotus), 3662 nucleotides long. The record is from RefSeq and is a predicted model, not a curated record. NCBI's taxonomy places the organism in Eukaryota, Viridiplantae, Streptophyta, Magnoliopsida, Proteales, Nelumbonaceae.